Messenger RNA from Hipposideros armiger (great roundleaf bat), 3469 nucleotides. It is a transcript of the gene ARL14EP, whose product is annotated as ARF like GTPase 14 effector protein. The transcript is spliced from 4 exons. The record is from RefSeq and is a predicted model, not a curated record. Gene Ontology annotation, cellular component: intracellular membrane-bounded organelle. NCBI's taxonomy places the organism in Eukaryota, Metazoa, Chordata, Mammalia, Chiroptera, Hipposideridae. The coding region runs from base 180 to 962 and encodes 260 amino acids.
CUCUCUAGCUCUCGCUCGCCGUCAUCUCAGUGGUAGCGUGGGGACGUGCGGAAAAGCGGGCCGCCAAAUUCGCCAUACUUGGAUGCCCGUGCUGCUGGAAGAGAGUUCUCGGGUGAUAACCAUGUCUCCUAUUAGAGAUCGCUAGACAAAAUCAAGCGGGACAUUUGCCAGAAUCAAGAAUGAUGGAUCCGUGCUCAGUUGGAGUCCAGCUUCGUAGCACAAAUGAGUGCCAUAAAACCUACUAUACUCGUCACACAGGUUUCAAGACUUUGCAAGAAUUGUCAUCAAAUGAUAUGCUUUUACUUCAACUUAGAACUGGAAUGACACUUUCUGGGAACAAUACAAUUUGCUUUCAUCAUGCAAAAAUUUACAUUGAUAGAUUUGAGGAUUUGCAGAAGUCAUGUUGUGACCCAUUUAACAUACACAAAAAACUAGCCAAAAAAAAUUUGCAUGUAAUUGACUUAGAUGAUGCCACUUUUCUGAGUGCAAAAUUUGGCAGACAGCUGGUACCUGGUUGGAAGCUUUGUCCCAAAUGUACACAGAUCAUCAAUGGAAGUGUGGAGAUUGAUUGUGAAGACCGGCAGAGGAGAAAACCUGACUCAGAUGGAAGAACUGCUAAAGCUUUGAGGUCAUUACAAUUUGCAAACCCAGGAAAGCAAACUGAAUUUGCUCCAGAAACUGGUAAAAGAGAAAAAAGAAGGCUUACAAAGAAUGCAGCUGCUGGUUCAGACAGACAAGUGAUACCAGCAAAGAGUAAGGUCUAUGAUAGCCAGGGUCUCCUCAUUUUCAGCGGGAUGGACCUCUGCGACUGCCUUGAUGAAGACUGCUUAGGAUGCUUCUAUGCCUGUCCUGCCUGUGGCUCUACCAAGUGUGGGGCUGAAUGCCGCUGUGACCGCAAGUGGCUGUACGAGCAAAUUGAAAUAGAAGGAGGAGAAAUAAUUCAUAAUAAACAUGCUGGAUAAUUUGUGGUAUCAAACAUAGGAUCUUUAAAGGUCCUUUCUCUGUUCCUAAAAUUUUGUCAUUCUAAGGUACAUUUUAAAGUUGAUUGCCACGUGACAAAAAUUUGAAAUCCACCUCAACAUGGACUCAUCGUGCGCUAAUACUGCAUUUAGUGUGCUUUAAGAUUCAUUGUUUGAUGUGAAUCUGGAUGGCCCGUUACUCAGCAGUCAGCUCUAAGCCUGUCUGGGUCAAUGUAAACAAGUAGGGUACAGGCAGUCCUCAAUUUGCACCAUUCCCACAUCCACACAGUUCUGAUGACAGUGAGUGAGUUCACACCAGUUCCCUAACAGCACAGUUCAAAUUUUAGUUACCACGGUCUAUUAACUGAGAGUAAUUACACCAAGUACAAAUUUCCCUGCUAGCUCUUCGGUCCACAAGUCACUAUGUGAGUAAUAGAUGUAGUUCAUGCUCAAUGACCAAUCACGUUACUUCCCAAAUUCUGCUAGUGAUUGGUCACUGCACACCUAUUAAUCGGUUCAGUCACAGCAAACUACACAGUAGUACACAGCUUGGUAGAGCUGUGACAUUUUAUAAAAGAUAAUGAAAAGAAUUGGCCAACAAAGAUGAAAGCGCAGUGAAGAGAUGAAAAGUCAUAAUGCUAGAAGUGAGGUUUGAAUUGAACAUUCAUGGAGCUGUAGAAGAAACUGCUAGUGGUGGGAAUGUUAGCCCUGCUGCCUUUUUGGAGCCUCUGCCCACACAGCCAGAGGCGCUUUGUGAAGGCAGCUCACGAGCACAGGGAAGGAAAGGGCUGAGGAAGUGAAGGUAAGAAGCUCCACACUAAAGGGAAUCACAGAAACAUUUCACAACAUUCAAAGUACAUAUGAUUAAGAUGGCAGAAACUUAAUCCAGACUUAAAGGAGUAUGUCAUUUUGCCAUGGUAUGGAAGAGAUGCUUACCCGAAUAAGUUAUUUGACAGAAAACGGCAAGCGUUAUUAAUGCUUGAUUCCUUUUUUUUUUUUUAUUAAAUAACACUGAUUGUCAGUGUUUCUAAUGUUUUAAAUUACAAUGCACUACAUACUUUUAUAAUUUUUUAUUGACAUUUUAACAGUUUUUAAUAUUUUCAGAGUUUUAAAACUCGUAGAAUAAGUAUAAUUUUCCCCAUUGAUUAUUAAGAAAGAUUGCUUUGAAUGGCCAUUUUUUAUGGUUCCACAGUAUCAUGCAAGGCAAGGUAGCUGAAAACAGUGCCUACUUCUGGGAAAAAUAAUUCUGAUACAAGUGGUUGGUUGUUAAACUAUUUAGGGAAUAAUCUACAUAUCUUAAGUGCUAAAACAUGCCAUUUUGUCUCCCCGCUUAAACUCUUCAAGCUGGUUAUUAAAAUGGUUUAAUACUAUAAACCUUCCAUUGUUUAGACCAUGCAUUUUUGGUGAAAUUGUGUUCUCAAUGACAAAAAAAUCUUAUUUCUGUGUAUAAAGCCUGAAUCUAUGAGUACAUACAAUAUAUGAACAGAUACAUUAUUUCUGUGGUAUUAAAAUCUUAUAGGGUGUUGAUUAGGAUUAAUAGGACUAAAAAAGCCUUAAAAGGGUAAUAAUUUUUUUAAAAGGUGGAGAAACACUGGUUGAGACUAUAAAUUAUUUGGAAAUUGAUUGAAACUUGAUGUUGGAAUUUGGGUGCUGUUUGGAGGCCGGGGGUGGCUGAUAACUUCUCUGCUCUUUUUUAAGACAGCUACCUGUCAUUCUGUUUAAAAUCUCAUUAUCUAGGAUAUUGCUACUAAACUAGGUUUUGGUUUUUUGUGGGUUUUUUUUUGUCUUCCCUAAAUAUAGUACUUUAAUUUAAUCAAAUGAGCUUUAAACAAUACAAAAUAUUUUUGUAGCUAUUGAAACUAUAAAUUUAUACAGCCAUUUUUAUUGAAUUGACCAAUAGAAGUUUAUUUUUAUUUCUGUACACUUUGGGUAUCUCUUUAAAAUGACUGGUUUUACUUUGAUGGAAUGUCAUUUUCAAUCACAGAAUUAAAUGUUAUUUUUAAGUUAUAAUUGUUCACUGACCUAGUUGUCAGAAGUACAUUCAUCAAUUCCAGAGCACUGGCAAAAAAAAUACUUUAGCAUUAUAUACUUAAAUCUGAUGCUAGAUUUUUUUUUUUAUGAAUUAAAGAAAUUUUCUUAUAAAGGAUACAGACUCCAAUUUUUGUAUCCUAUCAUCAUUUUUGUUGCUUUUAAGUAUGAUUUAGUAUAUUGCUAAAGCUCUUCAUAAGAACAAAUUAAAAUCUGAUUUUUUGAGUAAAACAGGAAUAUCUUUUCAAUAGAAUAAAUGGCUUUAAAAUUGUGAUAUUGUCAGCAUUCCUAAGUAGAACAUUUCUGUUAGUUUUCAAAGAUAGCAAUAAGUUUUUCAAAGGAAAAUUUAUUGAACACUUUUGCUAAUAUUUGUUCAUUAUGCCUAUUUAGGAGAACAAACUGAGCAUGCAAAAUGUUUACAGAGAAAGUUAUAUCUGAUUUAGAGUAGGCUGUAAUAAAAGCUGUGUUUUGGAAAAUUUGUA